AUGCGUCUACAAAACAUCAUCUUCCUCUUUGCAGCCCAAGAGGCUGUUGCUAACCACGUCAAGUGGGCGGGCGUCAAUCUGUUUGGCCUCGCCAACGAUAUCAACAUCCUUGGUUCGGCAUACAACACAUUCCUCAGCCUGUCCUGUGGGCCGUCAUACAACAGCUACCCUUAUAUCGACAGCAUCGAAAACUAUGAAUCAUGGCAUGAUAAAGGCUUCAAUCUCUUCCGAAUUGCCGUAGCAUGGCAGCAUAUUCAGGCGUCUCUUGGCGGUAAUUUGAACGAAACAAAUAUGGAAGCUGUGGAUAGGAUGGUCAAGAGGAUCACAGAUGAUGGUGGACAAGCCAUCUUGGACAUUCAUAACUAUGCGCGCUGGUAUUGCGCUGUCAUCGGUCAGCCGGAAUUGUCUUUUCUCAAUCCCAAUAUCACUGUCACCAACGACGACUUCGCCGACCUUUGGACCAGACUUGCUCAGAGAUACAAGUCGAAUCCCAAAGUGAUAUUCCAGCUAAUGAAUGAGCCUCACGAUCUCGACAUUGCCAAAUGGGGGGCCACAAAUCAGGCGGUGAUACUUGCGAUUCGAAAUAUCACCAGUAAACAUAAAAUUCUCAUAUCAGGAACCCAAUUUGCACGGCUUGUCGACUGGGAAGCCUUUUCCUCUCCAGGAAUUGGUCCCGGGCUUGUCCAGGACCCGGCGAAUAAUACUCUAUACGACUUCCAUCAGUAUUUCGAUGAUCUAGGUGGAGCCUACGGCCUCUGUGAGCCUUGGAGCGGGUUCGUGAGGAGCUUCGAAGCUGUCACCAAAAUUCUGCGGAGCAAUAACCUCCGAGGAAUGAUCACAGAAUUUGGUGGUGGGCCUUUUCCCCAGUGUGUCGAUACUAUUCGAUCUAUGCUGGCAUUUCUCGAUCGUAAUAGCGAUGUUUGGUACGGCUGGACUGCAUGGGGAAGUUUCAACGAGGACUCGGAUUUGUACUUGAGCUUGGAAUGGAACUCCACUCAUAACCUUAUCACACGGACACUGGAAGAAUUUCUGCCUUAG
Fusarium sp. VM40 is the source of this 1038-nucleotide messenger RNA. The record is from the annotation of a GenBank genome assembly. NCBI's taxonomy places the organism in Eukaryota, Fungi, Ascomycota, Sordariomycetes, Hypocreales, Nectriaceae.